Molecule: messenger RNA, 954 nt
Organism: Carlito syrichta (Philippine tarsier)
Lineage: Eukaryota; Metazoa; Chordata; Mammalia; Primates; Tarsiidae
Product: olfactory receptor 2T6
Exons: 1
Coding region: 1-954 (317 amino acids)
Biological process (GO): G protein-coupled receptor signaling pathway
Cellular component (GO): membrane
Molecular function (GO): G protein-coupled receptor activity; olfactory receptor activity
Source: RefSeq, a predicted model, not a curated record
AUGGAUGAGAACAACAGGACUGUCUCCAGUGACUUCACUCUCGUGGGGCUCUUCACUCACAGUAAAGCCUCAGGCUUCCUUUUCAGUGUCAUUUGUGCCAUCUUCUUCAUGGCCAUGAUAGCUAAUGGAGUCAUGAUCUUCCUGAUCCAUGUAGACCCCCAUCUCCACACCCCCAUGUACUUCCUCCUCAGCCACCUCUCCUUUGUUGACAUGAUGUACAUUUCCACCAUCAUGCCCAAGAUGCUGGUUGAUUAUCUGGUGGGUAGGGGGACCAUCUCCUUUGUCGCCUGUACAGCCCAGCACUUUCUUUACAUGACCUUUGUAGGGGCUGAAUUUUUCCUGCUGGGUCUCAUGGCCUACGACCGCUACGUGGCCAUCUGCAAGCCCCUCCACUACCCCGACCUCAUGAGCCAGCGGGUCUGCUGGAUGAUCCUGGCCAACUCCUGGCUUGGUGGUGCUUUGGACAGCUUCCUCCUCACCCCCAUCACCAUGAGUCUCCCAUUCUGUGCCUCUCACAAGAUCAAUCACUUUUUCUGUGAGGCCCCCACCAUGCUGAGGCUGGCCUGUGGGGACAAAGCCAUCUAUGAAAUGGUGAUGUACGCUUGCUGCAUCACAAUGCUGCUGAUCCCCUUCUCUGUGGUGACAGCAUCCUACACCCAGAUUAUCAUCACUGUGCACCAAAUGAAGUCGCUGGAAGGGAAGAAGAAGGCCUUUGCCACCUGCUCGUCACACAUGACUGUGGUGACGUUGUUCUAUGGGGCUGCCCUGUACACAUAUAUGCUUCCCCAGUCCUACCACACGCCAGUCAAAGACAAGGUCUUCUCUGCCUUUUACACCAUCCUCACCCCCAUGUUGAACCCUCUCAUCUACAGUCUGAGGAACAGGGAUGUGAUGGAAGCCUUGCAGAGAGCUAUGACAAGAGGUCAAGGGACCUGUGGUGUGAGGAGCAAUUAA